UAAUGCUAUUGAUAUUGAACUCACUAGUUUUAUAAUAAAGGAAAUCUUUUUAAUAUUAUGAUGACGAAUAUAUAUAGUAUCAUGCUAAAAUCUAUAUUUCAUUUGUAGUUCACACACUGUCGUCGUAGAAAAUCAUCACACAAAAACAGAAGUAGGUCAAAAUUAUUCACUAUAGUACCGAGGGUCUAGCUGUAUUUGAUACACGUAAAUUAUUCUAUACUUCAGUUAUUUCUUAUAUCAUCGCACUAUGGCAAUAUCAUGAAAUAUGAUUAAAAUAGUUGCAUGGUGAACUAGAAUUGCAUGUGAUUUUCACUUUCUGCUGGUCUGAUAGCCCGGGUCUGAUAGAGAAAGGGGAAAAAAAGAUCGAUAUUUCUCGAAUGACAUGAAGUCAUUCACAACCAAGCAGUCUCGCACAACCCAGAAUUUUCCAGACCGUAACCUAUUGGUGAUUAUUUACGGCGUGUGUCUAUUCAGUACAAUAGGCCGGUACUUUGCACAGAGAAUGGAUGGAUAACAUGUCUAUAAUGACGUCACGGUAGUCGUGUACUCGCAGACGUUCGAGAACAAUCUGGGAAUGCCCCCGUGCCGGGAAUGAUCGGCGAGUCUCUAUUGUUCUAUUGUGUUCACACACGAACCUUCUCCGACUAGAAACUUCUCUGAUGACUGGAAGCUUCUCUCGGCUCGGGGUUUGAGUAUAUAACCGGGCUCAUCGUCUCUCAAACUUCAAUUCGAACUCGAUUUCUCAUAGCUCGGAAGGCUCUCUGAGAGGAAAGAAAACUGAUUCCACAAUUGCAAUAAAGGUGUUUGACCGGUGUUUAACAAAAUAAUUCUACGAGUAUUAAAAUAAUUUUGCGAAUAAUUACUUUUGAAGUUCUGAUCGACAGAGUUUCACAAACAGACACCAGCCAGAUAAUACGAACAAUUAGAUAGUUAUAUUUUUCUCUUUAAUAAUACAAAUUUUAAAUAGUCGAAAAUAAUCAUCUGCAACAAGAAAUGGCACCAGGAAAAGCACCAGCGAUUGGAAUUGAUUUGGGUACCACAUAUUCUUGUGUUGGAGUCUUCCAGAAUGGAAAGGUUGAGAUCAUUGCUAACGAUCAAGGAAAUCGGACCACACCCAGCUAUGUCGCCUUCACAGAUACGGAAAGAUUGAUUGGAGAUGCGGCGAAGAACCAGGUGGCGAUGAAUCCCAAGAACACAAUCUUUGAUGCAAAACGACUAAUUGGAAGGAGAUUCACAGAUGACAACGUACAAGCUGACAUGAAACACUGGCCUUUCACAGUCACCAACAAAGGAGGCAAGCCCAUGCUACAGGCUGAGUACAUGGGAGAGAACAAGACUAUGGCACCAGAAGAAAUCAGCUCUAUGGUCCUGACAAAGAUGAAGGAGACAGCAGAAGCUUAUCUUGGUCAGAAGGUCACCGAUGCCGUCAUCACUGUCCCUGCUUACUUCAACGAUGGGCAGAGGCAGGCCACGAAGGAUGCAGGUGUUAUUGCAGGACUCAAUGUUCUCAGAAUCAUCAACGAGCCCACCGCUGCCGCUCUCGCCUAUGGACUUGAUAAGAAGCUGAAGGAAGAGCAACAUGUUCUCAUCUUUGAUCUUGGUGGAGGUACGUUCGAUGUCUCAAUUCUGGCCAUCGAUGAUGGAAUCUUCGAAGUGAAAUCGACAGCGGGUGACACUCACCUUGGAGGUGAAGACUUCGAUAACAGACUAGUCCAUCAUCUUGCCGAGGAAUUCAAGAGAAAGCACAAAAAAGACAUGAGGUCAAACCCAAGAUCACUUCGUCGCCUCCGAACAGCAGCAGAGAGGGCCAAGAGAACGCUGUCAAGCAGUGCUUCAGCAAGCAUCGAAGUAGACUCACUCUAUGAAGGUGCCGACUUCUACACCAAUGUCAGCAGAGCACGAUUUGAGGAACUUUGUUCAGAUCUCUUCAGGAAGUGUCUUGAACCAGUAGAGAGGGCAAUCGUUGACGCGAAGAUCGACAAGAUUAAGAUUGACACUGUCGUACUUGUUGGUGGAUCGACACGAAUCCCAAAGAUCCAGAAACUUCUCCAGGAAUACCUCAAUGGCAAAGAUCUCAACAAGUCUGUCAACCCUGAUGAAGCAGUUGCCUAUGGCGCCGCUGUCCAAGCUGCCAUCCUAUCUGGAGACCAGAGUGAAGAAAUCAAAGAAGUUCUUCUUGUCGAUGUGGCUCCGCUCUCUCUAGGCAUCGAGACAGCAGGAGGUGUGAUGACGAAGCUCAUUCAGAGAAACACAAGGAUUCCUACUAAGGAAGCCAAAACUUUCUCAACUUACUCAGACAACCAAUCAGCUGUUGCCAUCCAAGUAUACGAAGGAGAAAGAGUCAUGACCAAAGACAACAAUAGACUUGCCCAGUUUGAGUUGUCUGGUAUCCCUCCUGCACCCAGAGGAGUCCCCAAGAUUGAAGUCUCUUUUGACAUCGAUGCCAACGGCAUCAUGAACGUCACUGCAAAGGAUGAAAGCACUGGUCGAAGCAACAAGGUCACCAUCACCAACGACAGUGGAAGACUCUCCAAAGACGACAUCGAUCGGAUGGUCAAUGACGCUGAAAGAUUCAAGGCUGAGGAUGAUGCUCAACGUGAGCGCAUCGCGGCCAGGAACCAACUUGAGAGCUAUGCCUUCAACGUCAAGUCCGCAAUCAAUGAUGCAUCGGUAGAGAGCAAAGUUAGCUCCAGUGACAAGGAACUUGUGAUAAAAGCAGUCGAUGAAGUCAUCACCUGGAUGGACAAUAAUUCUUUGGCUAACAAGGAAGAAUUCUCGUUCAAGUUGGAAGAGUUGCAGAAGACAUGUUCCCCCAUCAUGGCUAAACUUCAUGCCGAUGGUAGCUCAGGUCAACCAGGACCACAGACCAACUCACCAUCAUCAGGGAAUGGAGGACCUAGUGUCGAGGAAGUGGAUUAAAUCUAUACCCUCUGUAUGUUAAAUAGGACUUAGUAAUGUUGCAAUAUCUGCUCAGUUGGAAUAAAUUUAUUUGCAUCACUGAGACAUAAGUGGCCGCUAUAUUUGACUCUAUUCUGAUGAAGAACUGUACUCUUACCCCAUAUCUUAUUAUUACAUUUUAUAUGACCAGUUAAAUGCAAUUAUUGUUCGAAAUUUAUAAACUGUUGAAAAUGUCUAUUAUAAUAUAUAUAUAUAUUUGUAAUUAUUUCCAUGAUGUGGCUCAUUAAUGUAAUAUAUAAAGUUAAAGUUAAAGUCAUAUAGUUCUUUUUAUAAGGUGUGCCUUAUUCUUUUUUCAACCUACUCUGUCAUUUAGGGUCUUGGCUUUUGAUUUUAAAAAGCCAAAAAAUUUCCUCGUCUGUUAAAUAGAAACGCAGAACAAGUUUUUUUAUCACUUAAUGUAAUAUAAAUAUAUAUUCAUGAUAGUAGAUCAAACUUAGCAGAAAGUACAAUACGUCAUGAUUUGCCGCUACUCGAUAAGACCCUGUAACACGAAGGUAAGCGAUUACUCGCUAAUUUGAAAGAUCAAUGCAGAUUAGUUUCGAGUCAGUCUACUGAGCAAAAUGCGCAAGCACCGAUGAUCUUGAUAGGCCAAUUGAAUUAGCGAUUAGUUGUUAACCUUUGUGUUACGGGCCCAUGUCAUGUUUUUACGGCAUUGUAUGAUUAAAAUGCGAGUUCCAUGACAUUUGCUCCUGCGACAAUUGCUCCAAUGAAAAAUAUUUACGUUAAGCAAAACAUAAAAUCUAACAUCCAUGACUAAAUAAACCCUUAUUCUUAUAUUCACAUUAUUCUGAACAAAAAACUCAAUUACAAUCCCAAUUCCAACCCUAUGCCCUCUGAUAUAUUACCGGAGCAAAUGACGCAGGAGGGAAUGUCGUGUCACCAAGAUGUGAAACUUUCAUAAUUAUGAAUGAUUGAUUUCUAUUUUAUACAAAAAAAUUGUAUGAUUUCUGAUUAGAAAAUAGGAAAGGGAGAUAAUAUAUUAUUUAUUAAUUGCGAUGAUUAUGUAAUAUUUGUAUCCAACAUUUCUCUCCAAUAUUCGAUAUCAGCGAGAGUCUAUAGGAUGUCAAUACUUUGUGUACCUUCGUUUUUGUAUUGUCUCUAUUUAUUGUUAUACGAGUAUAAUAUCACAUGUACAUACAGAAUUUUGAAUGAAAUUUAAGAUUUGAUAUAUAAAAUCAA
This is a messenger RNA of Lytechinus pictus (painted urchin), 4137 nucleotides long. Its product is annotated as heat shock 70 kDa protein IV-like. Gene Ontology annotation, cellular component: cytosol; cytoplasm; nucleus. NCBI's taxonomy places the organism in Eukaryota, Metazoa, Echinodermata, Echinoidea, Temnopleuroida, Toxopneustidae. The transcript has 2 exons. The record is from RefSeq and is a predicted model, not a curated record. Gene Ontology annotation, molecular function: ATP binding; ATP-dependent protein folding chaperone. Bases 994 to 2919 code for a protein of 641 amino acids.